Messenger RNA from Thermothelomyces thermophilus ATCC 42464, 3576 nucleotides. RefSeq lists its product as uncharacterized. The record is from RefSeq and is a predicted model, not a curated record. Gene Ontology annotation, molecular function: ATP binding; translation elongation factor activity; ATP hydrolysis activity. The transcript is spliced from 3 exons. Lineage: Eukaryota; Fungi; Ascomycota; Sordariomycetes; Sordariales; Chaetomiaceae. Bases 18 to 3203 code for a protein of 1061 amino acids.
CAAACAACACCUUCAUAAUGCCUGCCGCCACUUCUCAGGUCGCCGCCGAAAACGCCCAGAGCGUUAAGGUUCUCGACGAGCUUAUGCAGAAGCUCACCAUCUCGAACGAGGCCGAUGCUAUCAAGGAAUCCGCCAGUGCCAUCGCCUCUUUCAUCAACGGCCGCAUCCAGGACCUCGAUACCCCCACCAGGACCGUGGAGGCUCUCAAGAAGCAAUUGGCCAACAAGAAGGAUGCCGGCGCCCGUGAGAAGGCGCUCCUCGCCAUCCAGGCCGUCGCUCAGCACUCCGAGGUCUCCGCCAAUGUCGAGCCCUACCUCGUCGCCCUGCUCCCCAGCGUCCUGGCUGGCGCUGGUGACAAGAUCACUGCGGUCAAGAACGCCGCCAUUGCGGCUGCUUUGGCCAUCGCCGAGGCCGUGAAUCCCAACGCCGUCAAGGCCACCAUUCCCACCCUCGUCAACUCUUUGAGGAACGCCCAGAAGUGGCCCGAAAAGAUGACGGUGCUCGAUUUCAUCGACACCAUUGUCCGGACUGCCCCCACCCAGACCUCGUACCUUGUUCCUGAGCUCAUUCCUGUUGUCUCCGAGGCCAUGUGGGACACCAAGAAGGAGGUCAAGGAUCGCGCCUACAAGACCAUGGAGAAGGUCUGCCAGCUGAUUGUCAACCGCGAUAUCGAGCGCUUCAUUCCCGAGCUCAUCAAGUGUAUCGCCAAGCCCGAGAACGUGCCCGAGACCGUCCACUUGCUCGGUGCCACCACUUUCGUCACCGAGGUUCACGAGCCCACUCUUGCCCUCAUGGUUCCUUUGCUUGACCGUGGUCUCGCCGAGCGUGACACCGCCAUCAAGCGUAAGUCGGCCGUCAUUGUCGACAACAUGUGCAAGCUCGUCGACGACCCCAACAUCGUCGCUCCCUUCUUGCCCAAGAUGAUGCCCGGCCUGCAGAAGAACUACGAGAACCUUGCCGACCCCGAGGCUCGUGAGAAGACCAAGCAGGCUCUCGACACCUUGAUUCGUGUCGGCAAUGUCGUCGAUGGCAAGAUCCCUGAGGUCCGCAACUACGGCGAUAUCGCCACUAUCAUGGGCCACCUCAAGGAGGUUCUUGGCAGCAAGCACGCCGCUGCCUUCGAGAAGUUCACCCCGGUUCUCGAGUACGCCUCUGCCAUCGCCGGCCAGCUGGUUGAUGAGAAGGUCUCGGAGGCCGCCACUUGGGCAGAGAAUGUCAAACCCUACCUCACUGUCAUCGUCGGCGAGGCCGAGGCGGACGGUGUCGUCGGUGCCCUCCGCAAGCGGGCCCUCCCUGGCGCUGCUGACGCGGAUGAGGUUGAGGACGACGAGGAAGAGGGCGAGGAUCUGUGCAACUGCACCUUCUCUCUCGCCUACGGCGCCAAGAUCCUGCUCAACCAAACCAACCUCCGCCUCAAGCGUGGCCAGCGCUACGGUCUGUGCGGUCCCAAUGGUUCGGGCAAGUCCACCCUGAUGCGUGCCAUCAACAACGAGCAGGUUGAGGGCUUCCCCAAGCAGAGCGAGGUCAAGACUGUCUUCGUCGAGCACGACCUGGACGCUGCCGACACUGAGAUGACCACCAUUGACUGGACCCUGAAGAAGCUGAAGGAGGCCGGUGUCGAGACCUCGGAGGAGGACGUCAUCAAGCGCCUCGGCGAGUUCGGCUUCACUGACCAGAUGAUCAAGGGCCAGAUUACCUCCCUCUCUGGUGGUUGGAAGAUGAAGCUGGCCCUGUGCCGUGCCGUCUUCCAGUCUCCCGAUAUUCUGCUCCUGGACGAGCCCACCAACCAUCUCGACGUGAAGAACGUCAAGUGGCUCGAGGACUACCUCAUCAACUCCCCCUGCACUUCCAUCAUCGUCUCCCACGACAGCGGCUUCCUCGACAACGUCUGCCAGCACAUCAUCCACUAUGAGCGCUUCAAGCUCAAACGCUACAAGGGCAACCUCAAGGAGUUCGUCCGUCGUGUGCCGUCGGCCAAGUCCUACUAUGAGCUCGGCGCCUCCGAUCUCGAGUUCACCUUCCCGGAGCCUGGUUACCUCGAAGGCGUGAAGACCAAGGCCAAGGCCAUCCUCCGUGCCACCAAGAUGAGCUUCCAGUAUCCCGGUACCGACAAGCCCCAGCUCCAGGACAUCACGUUCCAGUGCUCGCUCGGCUCGCGCAUUGCCGUCAUUGGCCCCAACGGUGCCGGCAAGUCGACCCUCAUCAACGUGCUCACUGGUGAGCUCAUCCCCACUAGCGGUGAGAUCUACCAGCACGAGAACAUCCGUAUCGCCUACAUCAAGCAGCACGCUUUCGCCCACAUUGAUAACCACCUGGACAAGACGCCGUCUGAGUACAUCCAGUGGCGUUUCCAGACUGGCGAGGAUCGCGAGACUAUGGAUCGCGCCAACAAGAUUAUCACCGAGGCCGACGAGCAGGCCAUGAACAAGGUCUUCAAGAUCGACGGUACCCAGCGCCGCGUCAUUGGCAUUCACGCUCGCAGGAAGUUCAAGAACAGCUACGAGUACGAGUGCUCGUUCGCCCUUGGCGAGAACGUCGGCCAGAAGAACGAGCGCUGGGUGCCUAUGAUGACCGCGGACAAUGCUUGGCUGCCUCGUAACGAGCUGAUCGCUUCUCACCAGAAGCUGGUUGCCGAGGUUGAUAUGAAGGAGGCCCUGGCGUCUGGCCAGUUCCGUCCCCUGGUCCGCAAGGAGAUUGAGGCUCACUGCGCCAACUUCGGCCUCGAUGCCGAGCUGGUCUCUCACUCGCGCAUGCGUGGUCUCUCUGGUGGCCAGCGUGUCAAGGUUGUGCUGGCUGCUUGCUCGUGGCAGCGCCCUCACCUCAUCGUCCUCGAUGAACCCACCAACUACCUCGACCGCGACUCUCUUGGUGCUCUCUCCAAGGCGCUCAAGAAGUUCGAGGGUGGUGUUAUCAUCAUCACUCACAGCUCUGAGUUCACCAAGGACCUGACUGAGGAAGUGUGGGCCGUCAUGGACGGCAAGAUGACGCCUUCUGGCCACAAUUGGGUUCAGGGUCAGGGCAGCGGCCCCCGCCUGAAGACUGAUGACGGCGAGGAGGAGGAAAAAUUCGACGCCAUGGGCAACAAGAUUGAGGGCACCAAGAAGAAGGCAAAGCUCACCAGCUCUGAGCUGCGGAAGAAGAAGAAGGAGCGUAUGGCCCGCCGUAAGCGCGGCGAGGAGGUCUUCAGCGACGAGGAUGACUGAGCGUCUCGCUCUCUAGUCUUUCUCCUGGGUUUAGCGUGCUGAUCGGGUAUACAAAAGUUGCUUUCUUUCUGGGUUGGGUUUGCAUGGUCUGGGCUUAAUGAAAUCAUGUCUCUUACGUAUGUCUUUUAUGUCGCGUCAGGAUGAUCGUAAUGCCUCUGGCCGUCUGCUAUGUAUCUAUGACUGGCAAUGGGAGGCCCGCCCACCCAGGACUGGAGACCCUGGGGUGGUUCGAACUGGAUUGUCCAUUGGCCGGGCAGGAGGAAGAUACCACGGAUGCGCGGGAGUUCUCUCAUGGAUAGAGGACAAUAUAGAUCACAUGGCUCAUCCAGCAGUCAACCGUAAUUCAGUCGCAGUGUGAAAUUUGCUCUCCUCU